AUGAAAGAAGAAGAAACUAGGAAAGUAGCGAGUGGAUCCACAAGAAUAACCUUCAGCCCCGCAGACGAUGAGCUCGACUGUUCAUUCGAACAUAUCCUCAAUAACAGUGCUGUGCCUCGCACGAUGCCAACUGUAAUACGCACAAAAAAAGCGGAGAAUCGUAUGGUAGCUUGUUCUCCAUUCCCAGUUCUAAGUGGUGAACCAUUAAAUACUGUUGAGCAACGAGCUAUGGAACAUCAAAAGCGUCAGGAAUGGCGGCAAGCGAGGUUUAAAUCUCUGGAAGCCGACUCAAAAGCUGCAGAUGAAGUUAUGCAGCAAGUUGAGCAAAUUAACAAUAGAUUGGCAAAUAUUAUAGAAGAACACAACAACUCUUCUUUACUUGGAAAUGAGAAGAUUUUGCAAAAUGAAACUUCAUUUGAAAGAAAUGAGUAUGUCGAUCCAAUCACUGGUGAUACGACUAUUUCACUUGUUGAAAAAAGUGUCACUCAGAGAGAGGUGAAUUAA
This is a messenger RNA of Brugia pahangi, 504 nucleotides long. The record is from the annotation of a GenBank genome assembly. NCBI's taxonomy places the organism in Eukaryota, Metazoa, Nematoda, Chromadorea, Rhabditida, Onchocercidae.